CUCCCCUCACCACCUCCGCUUCCACUACCUUCACUCACUCCGCCCAUUUCCCCACUCCUCCUCGCCCGCAUCCGGAACCCUAGCUAAGCUUCGAUGGCGAUGGCGGCGGCCUGGUCCCCGGCGCUCGCGGCGGUUUUGCUGGCGGCGGCCGUGGCGUCGGCGUCCAACUCGGAGGGGGACGCGCUGUACGCGCUGCGGCGCGCGCUGGCGGACCCCCGGGGCGUGCUCCAGAGCUGGGACCCGACCCUCGUCAACCCCUGCACCUGGUUCCACGUCACCUGCGACCGCGCCGGCCGCGUCACCCGCCUAGACUUGGGUAACUCAAAUUUGUCAGGCCAUCUUGCUCCUGAACUGGGACACCUUGAGCAUCUCCAAUAUCUAGAGCUGUACAAAAACAAUAUUCAGGGCACUAUCCCAGCUGAGCUCGGGAGUCUGAAGAACCUUAUUAGCUUGGAUCUGUAUAACAACAACAUUACUGGAACCAUACCGAAAGAACUUGGCAAGCUGAGUUCCUUAGUAUUCUUGCGGCUUAAUGACAACAGUUUAAACGGUCCAAUCCCGAGGGAUCUGGCAAAAAUAUCUAGUCUCAAAGUGAUAGAUGUCUCGAACAAUGAUCUUUGCGGCACGAUUCCUACUAGCGGGCCUUUUGAGCAUAUACCCCUGAACAACUUUGACAAAAAUCCAAGGUUGGAGGGGCCCGAGUUGCAAGGGCUUGCAACAUAUGACACAAACUGCUGAACGUGCCAAUCAGUCCCUGUCGCUCGUGUGAUAUAGAUCAAUAGCAAAUUAGCUUUAUCGGAGUACCUGGUAAAUGUGCAAGCUUGGUUGCUUUGCUUGUACGAGAUACUGCAAGUAAAGACUAGGCUGCAGCUCAACCCUUGUAGUGUAGAUAAUAUUUAUCGCAAGCCUGAGGCCCUCUUGACUGAUAAUACCUGGUAAUGUAUGGUUGCUUUGAUGAACUAAGUCUUGAUAUUUAUUGCCAGUUUUGAUUUAGUUGCCCUAUUAUAAGGGACUGGUUCAAAAGUUCUCUUUACUUUUGCAUUGUUGACUGUUGAGAUGCCAUGUUGUUAUGGUCCAAAAUGAUAUGCCGAAAUAUGUUUUUAAAAUAAAUAAUAAGCAGCGCUGGUACUACUGAUUA
Oryza sativa Japonica Group (Japanese rice) is the source of this 1138-nucleotide messenger RNA. The record is from RefSeq and is a predicted model, not a curated record. Lineage: Eukaryota; Viridiplantae; Streptophyta; Magnoliopsida; Poales; Poaceae.